Podarcis raffonei (Aeolian wall lizard) is the source of this 3032-nucleotide messenger RNA. RefSeq names its product lysine demethylase 1A (gene KDM1A). The transcript has 20 exons. NCBI's taxonomy places the organism in Eukaryota, Metazoa, Chordata, Lepidosauria, Squamata, Lacertidae. The coding region runs from base 16 to 2643 and encodes 875 amino acids. Gene Ontology annotation, biological process: regulation of DNA-templated transcription. Gene Ontology annotation, molecular function: oxidoreductase activity; flavin adenine dinucleotide binding; protein binding. The record is from RefSeq and is a predicted model, not a curated record. Gene Ontology annotation, cellular component: nucleus.
GGCUCAUCUGAGGGGAUGCUGUCUGCGGGGAAGAAAGCGGCCGCGGCGGAGGCUCCGGUAGGCGGCGGCGCAGGAGGCCCGGCGGGCGAUGGCUCUGCCGAAGCCCCGGCGCCCCCUCCGCCGCCCCCACCCCCGCCGCCUCCGCCCCCCCCUCCGCCGGCCCUGUCGGGCUCCCUGGGCUCCUCGGAGGGCGGCGGCUCGGGGCCCUCGGAGCGCACGCCCCGCAAGAAGGAGCCUCCGCGCGCCUCGCCGCCGGGGGGCUUGUCCGAGCCGUCUCCCCCCGCGGGGCCGGGGGGGCCCGUCGGGGGCUCCGAGACCACCAGCAUCGCCGAGACCCCCGAGGGCCGCAGGACCAGCCGCCGGAAGCGGCCCAAGGUAGAAUAUAGAGAAAUGGAUGAAAGCCUUGCUAACCUUUCUGAAGAUGAGUAUUACUCUGAAGAAGAAAGGAAUGCUAAAGCAGAAAAAGAGAAAAAGCUGCCUCCUCCCCCUCCCCCACCACCUCCUGAGGAAGAGAAUGAAAGUGAGCCAGAAGAGCCAUCUGGGCAAGCAGGAGGACUUCAAGACGACAGUUCUGGAGGGUAUGGAGACUGCCAAGCAUCAGGUGUGGAAGGUGCAGCUUUCCAGAGCAGACUUCCACAUGAUCGGAUGACGUCACAAGAAGCUGCUUGUUUUCCGGAUAUCAUCAGUGGGCCGCAGCAGACUCAGAAGGUGUUCCUUUACAUCCGAAAUCGGACAUUGCAGCUUUGGUUGGAUAACCCAAAGAUUCAGUUGACGUUUGAAGCAACACUACAACAGUUGGAAACACCCUAUAAUAGUGAUACUGUACUAGUUCACAGAGUCCACAGCUAUCUGGAACGGCAUGGCUUGAUCAAUUUUGGCAUCUACAAAAGAGUGAAGCCCCUACCAACUAAGAAGACUGGAAAGGUGAUCAUUAUUGGUUCUGGGGUCUCCGGCUUAGCAGCAGCUCGCCAGCUACAGAGCUUCGGAAUGGAUGUCACACUUCUAGAAGCAAGAGAUCGUGUAGGGGGCAGAGUUGCCACUUUUCGCAAAGGAAACUACGUUGCAGACCUAGGAGCCAUGGUAGUAACAGGACUUGGAGGAAACCCAAUGGCUGUGGUGAGCAAGCAAGUAAAUAUGGAACUGGCCAAAAUAAAGCAGAAGUGUCCACUCUAUGAAGCCAAUGGACAAGCGGUUCCAAAGGAGAAAGAUGAAAUGGUAGAGCAAGAGUUCAAUCGUUUGCUGGAAGCUACUUCAUAUCUCAGCCACCAGCUGGACUUCAAUGUCCUUAAUAACAAGCCUGUCUCCCUGGGUCAGGCUUUAGAAGUCGUCAUACAAUUGCAGGAGAAACAUGUGAAAGAUGAACAGAUUGAACACUGGAAGAAGAUAGUGAAAACUCAAGAAGAGCUUAAAGAUCUUCUUAAUAAGAUGGUGAACUUGAAAGAGAAGAUAAAGGAGCUCCACCAGCAGUACAAGGAGGCAUCUGAAGUAAAACCGCCUCGAGACAUCACUGCAGAGUUCCUUGUGAAGAGUAAGCAUAGAGAUCUUACUGCUCUGUGUAAGGAGUAUGAUGAGCUGGCUGAAACACAAGCAAAACUGGAAGAGAAGCUGCAGGAACUAGAAGCCAAUCCUCCAAGUGAUGUUUAUUUAUCAUCAAGGGACAGACAGAUCCUGGACUGGCAUUUUGCAAAUCUUGAAUUUGCCAACGCCACACCACUCUCUACUCUGUCAUUGAAACAUUGGGACCAGGAUGAUGAUUUUGAGUUCACAGGCAGUCAUCUGACUGUGAGAAAUGGUUAUUCCUGUGUGCCCGUGGCUUUGGCUGAAGGAUUGGACAUUAAACUUAACACAGCCGUUCGGCAGGUGCGCUACACAGCCUCAGGAUGUGAAGUGAUAGCUGUCAACACCCGGUCCACUAGCCAGACAUUUAUUUAUAAGUGUGAUGCUGUUCUCUGUACCCUUCCCUUGGGAGUGCUGAAGCAGCAGCCUCCUGCUGUACAGUUUGUUCCUCCUCUUCCGGAGUGGAAGACAUCUGCUGUGCAGAGAAUGGGAUUUGGAAACCUUAACAAGGUUGUGCUGUGUUUUGACCGUGUGUUCUGGGACCCCAGUGUAAAUUUGUUUGGUCACGUUGGCAGCACAACAGCCAGCCGAGGAGAGCUUUUCCUGUUUUGGAAUCUUUACAAAGCACCAAUUCUUCUGGCCUUGGUGGCAGGUGAAGCAGCCGGAAUAAUGGAGAACAUCAGUGAUGAUGUCAUUGUCGGGCGCUGUCUUGCAAUUCUCAAGGGCAUUUUUGGCAGCAGUGCUGUCCCUCAGCCUAAGGAAACAGUAGUAUCUCGUUGGAGGGCAGACCCCUGGGCCAGAGGAUCCUAUUCCUAUGUAGCAGCUGGAUCUUCAGGAAAUGAUUAUGACUUGAUGGCUCAGCCAAUUACUCCGGGACCAGCCAUUCCAGGAGCUCCCCAGCCAAUUCCCCGCCUGUUCUUUGCAGGAGAACAUACAAUUCGCAACUACCCAGCGACUGUUCACGGAGCUCUGCUGAGUGGACUGAGAGAAGCUGGACGCAUUGCAGACCAGUUUCUCGGUGCAAUGUACACACUGCCUCGCCAAGCUACCCCUGUUGCAGCUGCACAGCAGGCUCCCGCCAUGUAACAAUGCAGUGGGUUAUGAAUGCCUUGCAUGGACUCGUGAUUAGAAGCAAGUGGCCUUCCUGGUCUGUAGCACUACCAAUUAUAAGGCGUAACCAGGAGUCAAAAGCAUCGCCCCUGUUGAGCGGCCUUCCUAGACUUCAGUCGUCCAAGAACGCAGUUCCUGACUGCCACAGCAGCCUCGAUUCUCUGGAGCGGUGCACCUUCUCCCCCAAAUCCAGACUUCUGGUCUCUCUUGACAGAGAUCUCUUUUGGUACAGAUGCGUUUUUGUUUCUUUCUUUCCAGGGUUUAGAACUCUUGUAAGUUAGCUGCUGUUAGUCACUAAGGUAAGAUUGUCUUAUGUGGGUUUUGUUUUGGGAAGCAAAAAUAAAACUUCCUUUUUUAUAAAAACA